This is a messenger RNA of Acaulospora colombiana, 1213 nucleotides long. The record is from the annotation of a GenBank genome assembly. Lineage: Eukaryota; Fungi; Glomeromycota; Glomeromycetes; Diversisporales; Acaulosporaceae.
AUGUCCUAUGAAUUUUGUGAUGAAUAUUUUAAAAAUAUUGGAAACCUGCUUGAAAGCGGAACUAAUUCUGAUGUGAUCAUUCAGGCCGGCGAAGGGAAUACAUACAAAGAAUUCCCGGAUCCAGUUGGCCUUCUUCAAAUGGUUUUACAACAUAAAGCUUGUAAUUCGUUCAGAAAUGCUUUUAUUAAAACUACUUAUGAAGAUGUCGACAUUCUAAAGAAAGAUCCAUACGGCCUUCUUCAACUAAUUCUGCAACAUGAAGCUUGCGCUGCGCACAGAGAUCCAUUCAUUAAAGCUAUUCUUAUGGACGUUAAUGUCAUAAAAAAGGAUUUGGCCAGAAUUCUUCAAAUUACUUAUGCAAAUGAGGCUUGUACAACUCUUAGAGACUCAUGUGUUUUAAUUAGCUGCAUAGAGGCCAUAACAUUCUUUGAGUCUCCAUCUUUCCUGAAAUUAAACGCAAAUAAUAUUAAUGAGAUUUUACUGUGGGAUUUUAUUAAUCUAGAAGAGAUUCGGAUUUGGAAUUAUUUAUUAAAAUGGGGAGCGGCACAAUCUUCUUUGGAUCUGAAUAAUAGGAACGAAUGGACAACCGACGAUUUUCAGAAAUUAAGGGAUAUUCUCCAAAGAUUAGUACCCUUUAUCAGGUGGUUUCAAAUACCGGCAGCCGAUUUUCGUAAAGAAAUGAAGCUAUUUAAAUGUAUACUUCCAGAAGAGCUAUUUUUAGACGUAGUAGGCUACAGCUUAGAUCCAACUUCAUCACCUAACACAGUUAUAUUACCACCGAGAAUUUAUUCAUCGUUAAUCAAUAAAGAUCAAUUCCAAGUGAUAACGGAUCAAAUUAACAAACGUAGCGCAGGAGAAUAUAAAGGCUAUUUUAGACUAUUAUAUCGUGCCAGUCGUGAUGGUUUUGAAGCUGAUGAGUUUCACAAGUUAUGUGAUGAUAAAGGGGCAACCAUUUUCUUAGCAAAGUGUCAAGGGUUUGAUAAAAUAAUCGGGGGAUAUAACCCGUUUAGUUGGAAAGCUUACAGUUUGCGCACAUCACUUUAUGAACGCUCUUGGGAAGACACAAAAGAAAGUUUUUUGUUUACUCUCGAUGGCCUGUCGCUUGACCAUGUCGCUUAUCCUGAUCAGGAUAGUAAAUACGCCGUCUCUUAUAGUAAUAACAGUGGGCCCUGCUUUGGCAGAGUGUUAUCGUUCUUUUCUAGGGGUGAUAAAU